Molecule: messenger RNA, 251 nt
Organism: Racocetra persica
Lineage: Eukaryota; Fungi; Glomeromycota; Glomeromycetes; Diversisporales; Gigasporaceae
Source: the annotation of a GenBank genome assembly
CAAUUAAAAUUAAUCCAAAAGAAUUAGAUGAUCUUCCAUACGAAGAUAUAAAACUUUAUUAUUAUGGUGAUAGAAUAUUUAAUGGAGCCAGGAGCGAAAGAGAGGCAUCUAUUUAUCAAGACGUUUUUAGAAUUGAAGAUGAUUAUGAUAAGAUUACUCAAAGACUAUUGGAAAAUACGCGAGAGAUCGCUCAAAGAUCGUUAGAGAUGGCAUCUGUUAGCAACCCGAUAGAUAGCGUGGAAAUUCCAGAU